This is a messenger RNA of Talaromyces proteolyticus, 996 nucleotides long. Its product is annotated as putative hscarg dehydrogenase. NCBI's taxonomy places the organism in Eukaryota, Fungi, Ascomycota, Eurotiomycetes, Eurotiales, Trichocomaceae. The coding region runs from base 1 to 996 and encodes 331 amino acids. The record is from RefSeq and is a predicted model, not a curated record. The transcript has 3 exons.
AUGUCAAAAACAAUUGUCAUUGUUGGAGUCACUGGAAUCCAGGGCUCAUCCGUGGCCCACACCUUCCUGCGUCUUCCUGGGUGGAAAGUCAGGGGCAUAACACGAAAACCAUCAAGUCCAGCCGCCCAAGCCCUGGCAACGAAAGGAGUCGAGAUCGUACAGGCCGAUUUGGACGACAAGCAAUCACUGCUUCCUGCUUUCGAAGGGGCUAACGUAAUCUUCUCCAACACGGACUUUUUCGGACACUUACAAGACGCGUUGUUUGGCGGAAAUAUCUCCUUAGGAGCCCGCUCGCCCAAUGAAUACGCGUUUGACAGGGAAGUUGAGCAAGGCCUGAAUAUCGCAGAAGCCGCAGCUUCGCCGACAGUGUUGAAGACCCUAGAACGGUUCGUUCUCUCGUCACUAAGCGAUGCUAGAAAGUUGAGUGGUGGGAAAUACACCUAUGUAUACCACAACGAUGCCAAAGCAGAGAUCAUCCGGGCUACCCAAGCUCAGUUUCCGGAGGUUGCGGCUCGUACGAGCACUGUUCAAGUUGGGCAUUAUGUCACGAAUUGGAAAGCCUCUCCGCCCCUGAUGCCGCAGAAGCAGCCAGAUGGCAGUUUCGUCGUACAAAGAACAUUUGGGCCAAAAUACAAGAUCCCCUUUGUGGUCGCCCACGAAGAUACUGGUGAAUUUGUGAAAGUGCUCGUUGAUCUGCCCCCUGGAAAAGAUCUUCUCGGCGUGUCGGAGCACAUGACCUGGCCUGCGUGGACAAAGCUGUGGGGGGAUACUCUAGGAGUCAAGGCCUCGUUCAAGCAGGUAUCUGAAGAUGAAUAUUUUACGGGCGUACCCGAUGCACUCAGGAAAGAACUUGCAGAGACAUUUGCUUAUGUGGAGGAGUUUGGAUAUACUGGUGGAGAUCCAAACGUAUUGACGGCUGAAGAAAUUGGUAUCGAAGUUUCACUUACAUCGAUGAAAGAUUAUAUCAAGAGGGAGGACUGGUCGUCAGUACUUUGA